This is a messenger RNA of Amphimedon queenslandica, 1600 nucleotides long. RefSeq names its product diacylglycerol kinase theta-like. Gene Ontology annotation, molecular function: ATP-dependent diacylglycerol kinase activity. The record is from RefSeq and is a predicted model, not a curated record. Gene Ontology annotation, biological process: phospholipase C-activating G protein-coupled receptor signaling pathway. Lineage: Eukaryota; Metazoa; Porifera; Demospongiae; Haplosclerida; Niphatidae. The transcript has 11 exons. Bases 102 to 1265 code for a protein of 387 amino acids. Gene Ontology annotation, cellular component: membrane.
UCUUUGUUAAUAUUGAAUGUCCUGCUAAUGCUGAGAUAUUCUAUACAGCGAUAUCAUCAACCAGCUUUCAUAUAACAGUUGUACCUACUAUUAAUGAAGAGAUGCUAGAUGAUGCACAAGAGCCCGUACUGGUAUUCAUUAAUGGACGGAGUGGAGGCAAUCAAGGGAUUGAACUUAUUAAUGGAUUCUCACGUCACCUUAAUCCACUUCAGGUCUAUGAUCUAUCAGCAGGAGGACCAUUACCAGGAUUGUAUUCAUUUCGUAAUGUGUCCAAGUAUCGUGUGUUGGUUGGAGGUGGGGAUGGUACAGUUGGUUGGGUAUUGAGUGGACUGGACUUCAUGAAAGACCAUUUAAAGUGUCCCGUACCACCUUGUGCUGUUCUACCAUUAGGAACUGGUAAUGAUUUGGCACGUGCUCUUAAAUGGGGAGGAGGGUACACAGGAGAGAAAGUAAUGCAACUAUUGUAUGCUAUUGAAGAUGCUGAUCGCCAACCAUUUGACAGAUGGAAUGUGAAGUUUAAAGAUAUUCAGCAGACUGAAGGAGCUGAUGAAUGUAAAACUGUUACUAUGAACAAUUACCUUGGUAUUGGUCUUGAUGCUCAAAUAGCACUGGACUUUCAUCAAGCAAGAGAAGAUCACCCAGAGAAGUUCAACAGCAGACUCCAUAAUAAAGGAGUGUACUUACAAUUGGGAGUACAGAAAACAUUCUCAAGAGACUCAAGUGCUGAAUUGCAUCAAGUUGUUACAUUAAAGGUUGAUGAUAAAUUUGUGAAACUACCCACUGGACUGAAAGGAAUAGUACUACUGAAUAUUGAAAGUUGGGGAGCAGGCUCUGAACCAUGGGGUAGUCAAAUUGAAGAAGGUUUUGAGAAGAACACCUAUAGUGACGGCAUGUUAGAAGUAAUGGGACUAUCAGGACCAAUGCAUUUGGGCCGGAUAAAAGGAUCACUUCAAAAUGGUAUCCGUAUAGCACAAGGAACCAAUAUUAUGAUUACAUUGACAAAUAACCUACCAGUACAAGUUGAUGGUGAAGCAUGGCAGCAGACUCCAUGCACGAUGGAGAUCACGUUACUUCCUACUCAAGCCCUACUGCUCAGCAAAUCCACUAAGCCUCACUAUCAAAAAGGAUUGACUAACCGUCAGGCUAGGAGCCUUAUUGACAAGAGCUCUGAGACUGCUGCCUUGAUUGAUGAUACUAAUUUCAGCUCAAGAAGAACAAGACAGGAACUAAAGAAAGGAUCAUCAGCAAGUGCUUUAUUCAAGUAGCUGUCUGUGUUGCUUUAAACUCCACUACUCCAGCCAUACUAAUCCUUUAAUUUUAAUACUUUUCUCUUCUCUUUUUCCUUUUUUUUUAAAGUUUGACAGUUGUUUAUCCACAGUGCUUGUCUUAUUUUUGCUUUAGUUUUAAAGGAUAUUUUAGCUUAUCUGUUACUAUUAUUUUAAACAAGAAUCAAAUGCAUACAAGAUUAUUAUUAUUAUUUUUCAGUUCUUUUCUCUUGUGAGCUUGUUUAUGCUUUGUGCUAGUGAGCAAUCCCAGCAAUGUUAUUAUAUUUUUGUCAAAACAUUAUCGUUAAUGUUUAUUUAAACAUUUCUUCAAACUA